This is a messenger RNA of Chara braunii, 2215 nucleotides long. NCBI's taxonomy places the organism in Eukaryota, Viridiplantae, Streptophyta, Charophyceae, Charales, Characeae. The record is from the annotation of a GenBank genome assembly.
GUAUGGGCAUUUCGAAUGGCUGGUCAUGCCAUUUGGCCUUACGAAUGCCCCARCCACUUUCCAAGCGGCUAUGACGACGGAGUUCCGACACAUGCUGGAUCGUUUCGUACUUAUAUACCUCGACGACAUUCUGGUUUACAGCAGGAGUCUGGACGAGCAUGUGGAACACCURCGCACCGUUUUGGAGCGGCUACGACAGGCCAAGUACAAAGCAAACCGCGACAAGUGCGACUUCGCACAACAGGAGCUGGAGUACUUGGGACAYUAUGUGACGCCGCAAGGCAUCUGUCCGCUUGCGGACAAGAUCGAGGCCCUACGAGUAUGGCCCGAGCCCACCAACACCACGGACGUUCGUUCAUUCAUGGGGUUGGCAGGCUACUAUCAGCGAUUCAUCACCGGAUACUCCAGGAUUGCUGCACCUAUGACGAGGUUACAGUCACCAAAGGUGCCAUUCGUAUUCGAUGAUGACGCACGCCGGUCAUUCCAAGCACUUAAGACGGCUAUGCUCAUGGCACCCGUCCUUAGCAUUUAUGACCCCACCCUGCCGACACGAGUGACGACGGACGCUUCCGGCUAUGGCAUUGGGGCAGUCUUGGAACAGCACGACGGUAACGACCGACACCCUGUGGAGUAUUUCAGCCACAAAGUGCCUCCCAUCCACUCGCUUGAUAAUGCAAGGAAGAAGGAGCUGCUCGCAUUCGUGAUGGCUCUCAAACGCUGGCGACACUUCCUCCUUGGGCGUCGUAGGUUCACAUGGAUCACAGACAACAAUCCACUGACCUACUACAAGACGCAGGACACGGUGAGCAGCACGAUCGGACGAUGGAUGUACUUCAUCGACCAAUUUGACUUCACACUAAAGCAUGUCCCCGGCCUCUCCAAUCGCGCAGCAGAUGCACUCUCGCGAAGACCUGAUCUUUGCGCUAUGACACAUCAUGCCCUCGCAUUCGAUGAGGAGCUUCAACGACACUUCAUCCGGGCAUAUCAGUCUGAUCCGGACUUCGGCACGCUCUAUGUAGAGCUGUCUUCGGAUCACCCGCCGGCCAGCCAUUACCGCAUUACCGACGGGUACUUGCUCCUCCACUCGAGAGGCAAGGACUUACUAUGUGUCCCACGCGACCGUCGUCUUCGGACUCGCCUCCUCGGCGAGUACCAUGAUUCACGACUCGCCGCCCAUUUCGGAGUCAACCGCACUAUUGCACGACUUCGACAGCGAUUCCGAUGGCCCGACCUCAUUACCGAUGUCACUCGGUAUUGCGACUCUUGCGAAGUUUGCCGACGCAGCAAGCCCCGCAACCGCAAUCCCUACGACGAGUUACACCCGAUGCCUAUCCCACGAGAACCCGGUCUCUCCAUUGCCAUGGACGUCACCGGUCCGUUUCCUCGCGACCGGCUCGGGCACGACGGCAUCCUCACGGUUGUGGACCGAUUGAGUAAGUAUGCGCGUUUUCUCGCUUGCAAGUACUACUCCACGGCUCCCGAGCUGGCACGCCUCCCGCACACUAGUUGGAUUUGUGGCCACGGUGUACCAGAAGACAUUGUCAGCGACCGCGACACUCGUUUCAUGUCGGCGUUUUGGACUGCUCUCAUGCAGGAGUCCGGCACAACAAUGAAACCAAGUUCGGCUCGACACCCUCAGACAGACGGGCAGACGGAGCGGGCACAUCAGACCGCUCAAAUGAUGCUUCGUACGCUCAUCCGUCUGGACCAGAAAGAUUGGGUUGACCACAUCCCCGACAUCGAGUUCGCCUACAACACUUCGGUGCAUCCGGCGAUCGGCGUGACUCCAUUCGGGCUGCACCACGGUGGACGGAAAGGCCGGAUCUUCGCCGACCUUCUCCUCCCUCGACCAGCCAACAUUGACGCUGCCUGCUCUCCCUCUUCCGUCCGGAAGUACAGGGAAUUGCUGACUCAAGCCCGCACAAAUAUGCAAAAGGCUCAAGUCCGCAUGCAGCAGCAAGCCAACAGGCGUCGCGUACCAUGUCCCAUCCGCGCUGGUGAUCUGGUUUGGGUCUCCGCGGAAGAGUUUGCACUGGAACAGGAUGUUUCACGCAAACUGCUUCCCAAGUGGUUUGGACCUUGGUCUGUGACAGUAGCCGCGGGCGAUGAGCCCGAUGGCCCUUCAUUUGUGAUCAACAUCCAGAGCAUCUGACGGUCCAUCCGGUCUUCCAGGCCUCGAAGCUGGCAACUUACACGCCAACCAAGAGCGACGACU